GCACCGCACCGCACCGCACCGCACCGCUUCUCCGAGAGGCGCUUGAGUGAAACGCGCAUGCGCAGUGUUAGACCUCCUGUGUGUCUUUCCUUUUCCGCGCCUGCUGCAGCUGCAGCUCCGGGCUCGGCUCGGUGCUCUUCCUCUCCUGGCACAGCAUCACAUUUGUUCUCCAUAGAGCAGAGCCGAGCUGAGCUGAGCUGAGCCGCGUCUCUCUCUGCAUGGACACAUCUGCUGGAGCCGCCAAUAUAUCUUCUCCAGUCUCACAUUGAGGAAUAACGCUGCUGCAGCUCCUGAGGCUGGUGAGUACGUGAAGGACACUUCCUUGCGUGACCACAACACCUGGAUUGCCUGGUACGUUUGGCUGCCAUGAUGCUCGGGUUACAAGGAAGCACUUCAUCCCCCAAAGUGUAUCGUUGUGUGGCGUGUUCAGCUACCUUCACUGGAUUGGCCUCCUUGCUAGUACAUCAGGCAACCCAUGCUAGUGCACUCUCCAAGGUUCCUGCCCCUGCACAGCCUAACUUCAGCCCACCUUUCACACUGUUUGCAACUAUGGACUCAUCCGGCGAGCACCCCAGUCCACCAACACUCUUGCCUGAGUCACCUUCUUUAUAUAUUUGUGAUUGCGGAGAGGAGUUUCAGGACUUCAAUCUUAUGCUGGAGCAUAAGCGCUCACAUGACUCUCAACCACAGCCACUGCAAGAUAGUAAUAGCGUUCUCUCUAGUGGAGCAGGGUGCGAUGACGUCUUUCCCACCCAGCGUGUAUCAUUCAUUCCAAUUGUGACUCAGCCAGGCUUGGUCCUUAGUUGCCCCUCUACCUCAAGGUUGCCAGCUGUCGAACUACCCACAUUAACAGACCAUAAAGCAGAUGUAAGCCUGAAGGAUGGCAUUGCCAUAGUAACCACUCCUCAAGGCCAGUGUACACCCCCUCAAAAUGACAGUGAGAAACAACUUGAGAACAUAACAGCCACAGCAGAGCACAUACCAGAUACUGUAGAGGACAUUUGUUUGCAGGACCAAACAAAUUCUGUUCUCAGCAGCGAAAAGGGUAAAAGUUUGCCAGGAAAUAACUCCCUAAUGAAGCUGUUGGCAUCAGCAUACAUGAAGCAAUUUCGACAUCCUCUGUCUCCGAAUCAAAACAGUGAAGUGAAAACAGUUACCCCCAAACAAGAAGUCGUCCCGGUUGAUAUAACACCAGUAGCAAAAACUGAGGUGCCCCCGACCAGCGAUCUCUCGAUAGCAGAGUUAAGGCGGCUGCUUGCAAAACCUGGUAUAAAGACAAAAGCUCCAUCCAUCAGCAAAGUCCUUGAGUCCAGUAAGAAGAAGGUUGUGUCUCUGACUAAGACUUUCUCACCUGUUGUGGUUCUUGAAACUCGUCAAAAGCUCAUUGGUCAUGGCAGUAAUGGCACAUUUGGGAGAUAUCAAUGUGGCCGCUGUCGAAGGGUCUUUCCAAACUUGGACAAGCUGACAGAGCAUCAUUUCUUGCACAAAAAAGAGAGGAUUAAAUGUUGUCGUCGCUGCAAACAGCUGAUCAUUGGGCGGCUGCCUUUACCUGACAAUCACGUAUGCCCUCAGUUAGGAAACAAGAGCAUGCAGCCAUCAAGCUCUUUUAAAAAUAAGAUACCAUUUGGCCAAAAAAUAUUGCCAUUCCAUAGUCUAAACAAUUCAAAAAAAGUUUUCUUUUGUCCAUUGUGCAAGCACAGCUACGCACGGAGGUGGAACCUCAAAAUGCACAAGUGCCAGGGCCCAGGCUCAGCCCCCUCUCCGCAGGCCAAUCCCUCCAUUCAGAGAAUGCCAGUACUGAGAUCAAACAGUGAAGCCAAAACGGAUGCAGAUGUUAAAGCUGGAUCUCUACUCAACAAGAGUGUUGCCGUGGGCACCGAAGUUACUGGUCGCAUCAAGGUCGAGGUGACCUCUCAAAAUUCAGAGCAGCAGUUGGCCUGGACUCCUCCAGCAAAAAGCUUCUCACCAUUCUACCCCAAAUCUCCCGUGAUGGAGGAGCACGAGAACGCCUCUCUGUGUGUGACUUCGCACCAGCAAGGAGAUGAAAACACUAGCUGGGAUUCAGCCACAGUUGAUAAUGAAGACAGUGAUGAAGGGGAGUGGACAAUGCCCUUGGAUGAUGAAAUGGAGGUGCUUGACUCUACAAAAGAUGCAGGUAACGACAGAGAGGUGAAGAAGUCCGCAGGAACGGCGCCCCCUAGCCUGCGCUAUUUUGUCAGUGAUGGUGUAAAACGUUACCCUUGUACCAGGUGUCAGAAAACCUACAGUCGCCCAUCUACUUUGAGGCGCCAUCUACGGCUGUGUGGAUUUAGGCCGCGUGUAACUGGGCCUGUAGCACAGAGUGGUGGUCAGGGUGCCACUCUUCUAACUGCCAACAAUACGAAACCAAUGUUUGAUUGUUUUGUCUGUGGGAAGACCUUUAACCGCAAAGAUAACAUGAUGGUUCACAGAAGGAAAUGUCAGAUGCAACGAACAAUUGCAGAUGGUGGACAGGUGGAUAGUAGCGGGACUGCGCAGCAGAGUAUGUCGGGCACUGCAACAGACUGUCAAACCGAGGAGGAUGAUGGAGGCAACUGGGGCAUCAUGUCGCUGCCCUCGGUGCUUCCCCGGAGGGUGACGUGCGAAUGCGGGGUCGGAUUUACAUCUCCAAGGCUUCUCCUGGAGCAUCUGCAGAAGCAUGCACGAGAAUCCUACACAUGUCCGACUUGUGGAGAGACUGUUAAUUCCUGGGCAGACUACGAAGUUCACCUGCAGAUCCACAUGCAUCCUCGUCACCAGCUGCUGAAGGGAAUACAGCCAUCACAACCUCUAUUGCUUAGAUUUCAGCAACAGCCGCCUCAGCUGCAGCCAUCUCAGCCAGUGCAUCAGCCUCAACCGAAGCAGCAUCGCACAGAGCCGGUUCAAAAUACAACAAAGAAGCAGCAGCGGAUUGUAUGCUCGCGAUGUUGCAACACUUUCUCCACUCGCUGUUCCCUUCGUAGGCACCUAUCCUGGAAUCGAUGCAAGGGUGUACGGGCCACAAAUCCCGCAAACCCGCCCAAGACGUAUCACUGUUCCAACUGCAACUCUGACUUCCCGAACACAAUCAGUUUGAUGUUUCACCAGAGGAGCGGGGCUUGCAAGCCCGCCGUCAAGCCUGUGCGUUGCCCUGCUUGCCUUCGCUGGUUUGGCACCAUGGACGGUUUGCAGAAACACCUGCUGACUCACAAAACAGACAAAACUCAGAAACAGUCUGACUUAUAUCGCUGUGACGUCUGCCAGGGCACAUACCCGAACCUGAAAUCACUCAAAAACCACCGCAGGAGGAUUCAUCGCAUCAUGGCUGGAGACACCAAGCCAAAAACACAAGAGCAGCUGACUUCUUAAUGACACUUUCUGAAAAAAAUGGCUAACAGGGGAGCGGUGCAUUUAAGAACAGACCACAUUUUAGCAUAGUUCGUUCUUUCCAUAUGUGCCAAUUGUAUUUUACUUAUGUUUGUUUUUUUGACACUGUACAGCCACAUGAGUUUUUUUGUUGUUUUUUUUAAAGCAACUCUGAGAGUGUUAUAGUAGCUCGCCACUGUAAAAAAAGAAGCUUUGGUAUACUGUACAAUUUGUUUUAUCCAGUUAAUCCCUUAUAUUGCAUAGUCUCAUUAGCCUGUAAGUGUUUCUGAGUAUUUGAUAAUCAAACUUUUAUGACAGAGUUUGUGAUGUAGCUCGUUGUUGUUCCUGGUGUUAAUAAACAUACCAGUAUGUGAAACAAGUA
Sebastes umbrosus (honeycomb rockfish) is the source of this 3745-nucleotide messenger RNA. RefSeq names its product zinc finger protein Xfin. Bases 367 to 3366 code for a protein of 999 amino acids. The record is from RefSeq and is a predicted model, not a curated record. Gene Ontology annotation, biological process: regulation of transcription by RNA polymerase II. Gene Ontology annotation, molecular function: DNA-binding transcription activator activity, RNA polymerase II-specific; RNA polymerase II cis-regulatory region sequence-specific DNA binding. NCBI's taxonomy places the organism in Eukaryota, Metazoa, Chordata, Actinopteri, Perciformes, Sebastidae. The transcript has 2 exons. Gene Ontology annotation, cellular component: nucleus.